AGUUGCCAAAAACCUCAGUUGUAAUGACUCAGUAAAGUAGUAUAGAAAUAUCUUGAGUUGGAAAUAAUAUAUAUUUAGUGUCAAGAACAAAAUAUUUGACACAAAGUUUUAUUGGUAGAGUUGCUAUAUAGUGAGACCUAUAAGCGUCCUUAUUUUCAAUAUGGCGAUCAUGUUUUACGUGUUUCAAAAAAUAAUGUUUCCGGGUACUUGCUAGAGUGUGUUAAUUGUUAGCAUGGAAGAAUUUAAGCAUACCUUUGUUCGUUUAUGCAAGGAUAAUCAUGUUGAUGUUCAAGACUGUGUUACUGAUAAGCUGAAAAGCUUCUCGAGUGGAUCGGGAAAGGAAAAAACAGUGCUUGAUUUGUCUGCCAACAGUCUGACAGCUAAAACCUGUGCUGUACUUGGCAAAGUGUUGUCACUUGAUCGCACCUUUCUGGAAGUAAAGUUUGCUGACUGCAUGCUCAAUGAAGACGCAAUCAAAGGACUGUGUCAUGGAUUUUCUAUAAACUCAUUCUGUAAGAAGCUGGACCUCAAGGGCAAUAACAUCCGUGGUUCAGGAGCUGAAGCACUUGGAAAGAUGUUACAGAAAAACCACACUCUAGUCAGUUUAUGCCUCGAAUGGAAUGCUCUUGGGUUGCUCGAUAACUCGUUUGCUGUUUUCUGUGAUGCUAUCGGCUGUAACCGGAAUCUCCAGGCUUUAGACCUCCGAAACAACCAGAUCAACCACGAUGAAGCUGCAGAACUAGCAACAAACCUGAAACGGAACACUUACUUAAAAGCACUCGAUUUGCGAUGGAAUAACAUUGGACUGUUGGGUGGUCGCGCUCUUAUUGAGAUGUUGAAGACGAACAAGACACUGUCGAGACUGGAGCUGGCUGGCAACAACAUCCCGUCUGAUGUGCUCAAGUCUAUUGAGACAGCGAUUUCUAACAAUGCUGACCGGCAGCUGUUGACAAAUGAACACACAAAGAGAACCCAAACCCUCACCAAGCACAUCAAACAGAUUGAAGUGCAGAAAUGUGCACAGCUGUCUGAUUUGAUGAAUACACUUGACAACCAGGAAGAUCUUCUACGCAAGACUAAGAGAUCUUCCACUCAAAAAGUAUCACACCUACAAGAAGCUUUGGAAGACAGGAAGAGCGCCUUUAAUUCAUUGGCAUCUAAAUUGUCUAUGACUGAAUCAGAACUGGUAUUAGCAGAACAGAAACUGCACGACCAGGACUCUGUGAUUGCUCGUUUGAAACAGGAAAUGUCUGACAUGGCUGUUGCACAUCUAAAUGAAAUGAGACGGGAGAAGGAGGAUAGAGCAACUGAGGAGAUGAAAUUAUUGAGAGAACUGUCCGAGAGCAACGACAAGAACAUACAGUUAGAGAUUAAGAGUGAAGAUCUGGACAGGAAGUGCAAGAACCAGCAGGAACAGAUUUAUGAACUCAAAGAGCAGAUAACUCACCUCCAGGCUGAGUUGAAACUGAAGUCUUCUCAGUUUGAUGAACGAAUUCAGCAGGAAAAAAUACGACAGAAGGAAGCCAUUCGUGAUGUUGAACAGUAUAAACAAAAAGAGAUUAUUCGAGUCAAACAAGAGGCUGAUGACCUGGAAAAGACGCUGCGUGAUCGUAUUCACAAGAUGGAGGCCCACCAGUUGGAUCUUGACGAGGAGAUCAGUCGACUGAAGGCAACCAUUAUGUCAGACAAAAUGAUAGCUGAGGAGCAGUUGGUGCACGCCAAACAGAAAAUCAAAACAGAAGAGGAACAGCGUCAGAAGCAGCUGGAGGAGAAAGUCCGAGUGUUGCAGAUCACGAAGGACGAUCUUCAAAGUCACUGCAACCAGCAGGCGUCUCUGGUUUCAGAGCUCCAGUGUAAGAACUCUAACCUCACGCUUGAAGGCGACACCUUGAAGAGGAGACUGGAGGAAAUGGGACAGGAGCUUGCUGAAAAGAACAAUGUGACGAUAGCGGAGGUGAACAAGGUGAAAUUAGAGCUGACCGCUACCUUGAACAAGUUAGAGAGCGAGCGACAGCUACAGAGUGAGCUUCGUAACAAGCUGUCUCAGGUGGACAGAGAUAUAUCAGAGCAGCUCUUAAGACAUCGGCAGGUAGUUGAGGAGAAGGACAGGGAGAUAGUCAGCCUCAGUGAGAGGAUAAGAGCUCUGGAAUACGAAGUAUCACGCAUUCGAGACGAUGAAUCACAGCGAGCCCAGAUCCUUCAGUCGGCCAUCUUGAACUACGUGGCCAAGGUGCCUCCAGCCGCUCCUUUGAAGUGACCAGCACUUCAUUUUAACUGUGAUAUCCAUGCUUAUAUCCAAUUACGGUUCAAGCACGCUGUCCUGGGCAUGCACCUUGGCUAUUUGGGCUGUGUGUACAGAACAGUGGGUUAGUGGUUAGUAGGUUAUUUAGAACCUUUCAGAUUAUGUACCACUUUCCAGAUAAUAUAAGCUUCCCAGUAUCUAUGCCACUUCCAGAUUUUAUACCACUUCAUAGAUUUAAAAAUAACUUUUAUACCACUUCACAGAUACUAUAAACUUCCCAGGUCCUAUGCCACUUCCUGAUUAUAUACCACUUAACAGAUUUUACACUACUUAACAGAUUCUAAAAAACAUUUAUACCACGUAACAGAUAAUAUAAGCAUCCCAAGUUCUAUGCCACUUCCAGAUUAUAUACCACGUAACAGAUUUUAUACCACUUCAUAGAUUUGAGAAAAAACUACAUUUAUACCACUUCACAGAUAAUCUGGUUACAGUGAAUCUGAUGUACAUGUGGGUGUAAUUUGCAAACAUCUACUUGAUGGAAUAUGUUGUUGGAAAGAACAAGCUUGGGACAAUCAAGUCGCUGCUUUGUUUGAUAUCUACACAAGUAAUCAUUGCUCUUUAGGAUGUAAAAAAAUGUAUAAGAAAUAUUAAAAUUAUUGAUUACUCAUGCUAUAUCACAAAGAAGUGUUUAUCAGUUAAUCUGUAUUUUUUUUAUUUUUUUUUCUCUAGUCACAAAGUAGCAAGUAGAAAUAGUUGUAGAUAUAGUUAAUGUACUAAAAUACUACCUCAGAUGACUGCCAGUUGUGGAUGGUUUUGUUUUUUUAACACACACCUAUCACAGUUCACUGAUUGAAUCAAAUACAGUCAAACCCCUCUAAACCAGACACCCAAGGGACCUCGUAAAAAGUCUGGUUUCAAGGAGUGUCUGGUUUAGAUAGAUUCUUUUCUGUAGUAAUAUUUAAAAACAGACUAUGAGAAAUAUUUUGUUUUGAGGGAAUACCUAUUUGCAGAGGGUAAUGUUUAAGAGAGCCAUCACUGAGAGCAUUCCUCCAUCCUAGGGUCAGUGACUCCUAUAGGUCAUUCCCGAUGUGUCUGAACCAUCAUUUAAGAACCUCCUGGGGUCAGUGACUCCUAGAGGUCAUUCCCGAUGUGUCUGAACCUUCAUUUAAGAACAUCCUGGGGUCAGUGACUCCUAGAGGUCAUUCCCACAUCGUCUUAACCUUCAUUUAAGAACAUCCUGGAGUCAGUGACUCUUAGAGAUCAUU
Messenger RNA from Gigantopelta aegis, 3507 nucleotides. RefSeq names its product leucine-rich repeat-containing protein 45-like. The record is from RefSeq and is a predicted model, not a curated record. Bases 233 to 2257 code for a protein of 674 amino acids. Lineage: Eukaryota; Metazoa; Mollusca; Gastropoda; Neomphalida; Peltospiridae. Gene Ontology annotation, cellular component: centrosome. The transcript is spliced from 18 exons. Gene Ontology annotation, molecular function: protein binding.